AACGUACGCAUCAGAGCCCAUAAAAGCAAGAAAAGCAAACUCAAGGGGAAAUACACAAAAGCAAAAGCAAAAGCUAAAAAAAGUAUCUGAAAAAGCUCAUCACAAUUCAACCUCAAAUAAUGGAAGAGGAGGAAGACAUGCUCCGGCCACCAUUUUGGCUGCAGAACACCGACUCUCUCCGCAACCGGAACCGUCUCCGCCGCUCCUCGUCCCUCUUCCUCAACUCCGGUCUUCUUCUUGUACUCUUGUUGGUCGUGGCAUUUUUCUUCAUCUUCGUAGUAUUUCCUUCCUUUCUCUCUUUCACCUCACACAUAUUUAGGCCGCAUCUGGUGAAGAAAAGCUGGGAUUCCCUCAAUCUAGUCCUCGUUCUUUUCGCCAUUGCCUGUGCCUUCCUCAACCGAAACCAAAACAACAACAACAACAACGAAGAUCGAAGCGUUUCAAAUGCAUCGCAAGAGGCUAACAAGUCAAACCCUUCGACCCCGCAUCGAUGGUACGAGUAUUCAGAUCGGACGGUUGGCUAUAACGCCGUCAACAGGUUAAGGAGCAGCAGUUCCUACCCGGAUCUACGUCAAGAGUCUGCAUGGGUGGCCGAAGAUGAACGGUGGCGAUUUUGCGAUGACAGCCACAUCAGUAAUUACCACUUUCCGGGCUCGGAUCAGCUGCAUCACCGCCAGCCACGGCGAGAGCCGCCUCAAGAAGAAGAUUUGGAGAUGAAGACGAAGACUAUAGCUGUGGAUACUUUCGUCGUCGGCAGAGAGGAAGUUUCAUCAGAUUCGCCUCCUUCGCCACCGCCACAACCCACGCCGCCGCCGCCGCCGCCGCCCAAGUCAGUUAAGCGCACAGCAAAGAGAACAUCAUAUGAAGCUCUUGGGCACCACGAAAAGACUGAAAAUGAAAACCCCAGAAAAGAAGACUCAGAAGUGGCCAAGAGUAUUCUCCAACCUCCGCCUCCACCGCCGCCAGUGUUUGAACAGGCAGAGCAAAGGAGUUACGGCGAAAGGAACGAGAAGAAGAGAUCACCAGGAAGCUCCGCCACCAAAGAUUUCUUGAUCUCGUUGACGAGGAAGAAGAAGAAGCGAAGGCAAAAGAGCGUCGAAAACCUCGACUCUAUUCUAAACUCUCAACCCCAUUCGUCCCUUCCUUUAUAUCCACCGCCAUCGCCCCCACCUCCGCCGCCGCCGUUGCCUCCGCCGCCUUCUUCAGUCUUUCACAACCUAUUCUCCUCCAAGAAGGCAAAGACCAAGAAGGUUCAUUCAGUUCCACCGCCAGCGCCAGCGCCGCCACCACCGCCACGAGCUAAGGCAGCGCGUAAGCCUCCAUUGCCGGCGAAGACAAGCAGUAUUUUCCACGAAAACGCGAGAUCGGGAAACAAUUCGCCGGUGGUUCCGAUACCGCCACCGCCGCCUCCACCGCCAUUUAAAAUACCGGAAUGGAAGUUCGUGGUGCAAGGCGACUUUGUUAGGAUCAAAAGCGAUACUAGUUCGCGUAGCGGUUCUCCGGACUUGGAUGAGACGGACGGUGGAGAUCCAACGACGUCGACGUCGUCGCCAAUGUUCUGUCCGAGCCCGGACGUUGACACCAAGGCUGAUAGCUUCAUUGCGAGGUUUAGAGCUAAUCUGAAACUGGAGAAGAUGAAUUCUAUCAAGCAGAAGCGAGGCCCAGAUACAGAUACUGUGGACGGAGCAGGUCCAAGCUAAGAGUUUGAAGGUGGCAUGGUUUUUGUUUUUAUUUUUUCAAUUUUUUUAUUUUUUUAUUUUUUUAUUUUUAUUUUUUUCUGUUUAUUUUGGGGAGUUUUUGUUAAAGUGAGAGAUGUUCUCAUUGUCCUGACCUACACAUGAAUAUCUGAGUAUAUACAUAGUUAGAGAUACCAAGUUUAAUUCAUUUGGAUUUUUUUAAUUUUUUUUCCUGCAUUUUUUCAAUUUAUUUGUUAUAGAAACUCACGGAGAUGCAUAGGCUUGUAUACCACGUAAUUGUCAGAACUUGUAUUUAAACAAAAGCUGUUGGGAGGUGUU
Molecule: messenger RNA, 2015 nt
Organism: Alnus glutinosa
Lineage: Eukaryota; Viridiplantae; Streptophyta; Magnoliopsida; Fagales; Betulaceae
Product: formin-like protein 20
Exons: 1
Coding region: 120-1700 (526 amino acids)
Source: RefSeq, a predicted model, not a curated record